AUGAGCAGUUUAUUUAUCAUACGUGGUCCUUUGUGCCGACCCUUGCCAGCCCGACCAUGUCAUAUUUUAAAACGAUAUAAAUUCACAGGCAGGACCAAGACCGUUUCUACUGAAUCAACAACCAGACUUCUCCCUACAACUCCAGCUAGAACCCGAUUCGCACCAUCUCCGACUGGUUAUGUACAUAUAGGGUCAUUAAGGACAGCAUUAUACAAUUAUUUACUUGCGAAAGCCACCGGUGGUCAAUUUCUACUAAGAGUAGAAGAUACAGAUCAAGGAAGAAUCGUUCCAGAUGCUGAAAAGAGGCUAUAUGAAGAUUUAAAAUGGGCUGGCUUAAGUUGGGACGAAGGUCCCGAUGUUGGUGGCCAGUAUGGCCCAUAUAAACAGUCAGAGCGGCUAGCGUUAUACGAUAAGUAUGCAGACCACUUACUGAAUGAGGGUCGCGCAUACAGAUGUUUCUGUACCCCUGAGGAUCUUGAUCAUAUGAAAUCAAUCAGUAUCCAAGAAGGCAAACCUACUGUCUAUAAUAGGACAUGCUCACAUAUAUCCCCCGAUGUUUCAGAUCGUCGAGCAGCGAAUGGAGAACCACAUUGCGUACGCUUCAAGUGCGAUCAUUGGCCUUUGGUUCAGGACUUUGUUUUCGGACGUCAUAUGAAACCUGAAGCAGAAGACGAUUUUAUCAUCAUUAAACGAGACGGGUAUCCUACCUAUCAUUUCGCAAAUGUUGUCGACGAUCAUCUAAUGGAGAUCACACAUGUAAUACGAGGAGCUGAGUGGCUAGUGUCCACACCUAAACAUGUAGCACUUUACGAAGCUUUCGGAUGGAAACCUCCUCAAUUCGGUCACGUUGGAUUGUUAGUAAACGAGGAAAAGCAGAAAUUGAGCAAGCGUCACGGCGACGUCGACAUUGCUUCGUGGCGGGAUCGUGGUAUCCUUCCUAUCACACUGUUGAAUUAUGUGUUACUCCUAGGUUGGAGCCUGGGGAAGGGUGUAAAGAGACAACAGGAAGCGAUGAAUUUGGACGAGAUGGUUAGCAAGUUCACUCUUGCCUUUACCAAGGGUAACAUAACAGUCAACAACAAACACGAAUAUCUACAGAAAGUACAUGUAAAACGCCUCACGGAAUCAGUCGGCCCAGAGAAGCUAUCCGACGUCUUGAUUCCCGCUCUAGAAACUCGCGUCGAGAAACUCGAAGAGGAGCGAAGAGCACAUUCAACCAAGGUGUCUAGGGUUGGGCCUCUUGGACCCCUCGUCCCACUGGCCCAUCCCCAACAAAAUCCGAAUGGCAGCAGUAACGACAACGACGACGCAAUCAUUUCUAGAGAGUAUAUCAGGAAAGUUCUCCAGUCCGACAUCCAAGACUAUAAAGACGCCGAUAGCUACGUAGAUAGGACGUGGUAUCUAAUCUGGCAAAUACCUAACGCGACGUACCGCUCCAAUCUAACGGAAGAAGUAAAGUACUUGCGCUAUUUCUAUCUUUCCUCAGACACCCCUACAUCCUCUUCCCUACCACUAGAAACCGAAGAAGCAUCCAAGACCGAAAAGGGUGAAAAUUCAGCUUACCCCGCAAUUCGCCUCUCCGAGCUUGUCCUUACUUUAAGAGACCUCCUCCAAGAGGUGCCGGACGAUCGCUGGACGAAAGAAGCCAUCGAGGAAAAAAUCCUACCGUUUAUAAAAUCCGUGCACUGCAUCCCGUGCGAAGAAUCCGAGCCUAACACCAUUCCCACGAAACCCUGGGGGUACCAUCUCCUGCGGUGGGUAAUUGCUGCAUCAACGCCUGGAUCAGCAAUGAUUCCGAGCAUGGUAGUACUCGGAAAGGAGGAGACUAUGAGACGAGUAGAAAAGGCGCAUGGGGUUUUAACAUAG
Hypoxylon trugodes is the source of this 1866-nucleotide messenger RNA. RefSeq lists its product as uncharacterized. Bases 1 to 1866 code for a protein of 621 amino acids. Gene Ontology annotation, biological process: glutamyl-tRNA aminoacylation. The transcript is spliced from 6 exons. Lineage: Eukaryota; Fungi; Ascomycota; Sordariomycetes; Xylariales; Hypoxylaceae. The record is from RefSeq and is a predicted model, not a curated record. Gene Ontology annotation, molecular function: ATP binding; tRNA binding; zinc ion binding.